CCAAAAAUGGUGCCUCUCCAAGACCGUUGUUACUUCUCUAACUUCUUUGAUUUCAGUUUCCUGAGUCAAUGUCAGCAGGACAAAGUCACCAUUCCACAGCACAGAGAGGCUUUCCAAGAUCUUCGGCGAUGUGUACUCAGCAGUCUUUUGGAGGCUACAAGAGUGGGACAGAUGAGGUACACUUGUUAUUAUAAAUGUAUGGUGGACUGUGGGGACCUGAACGACUUCAAUGAAUCUUUGAGACUCACAAACAAUGAAGUCCACGUGAACCCAAAAUGGACAGAAGAGACACUGAAGACAAUGAGCUGCUUUAUAAAAAGCUCCUCAAGUAAAGCUGACAUCAGAGUUGAUUACAUCCAUCAAUACAGUGACAUAAAUGAAAGAUUUGUUCACUUCUUGUCAGACUGUCUGGAUUGGAUAUCUUCUAUACGCUGCCCUGAGAGAGUCCUGUUGACCUGCUCUAAACUCCUGUACACAGGAGGCCAACGUUUGGCAAAGCUCUUUCUAAAAAAGUUGGGUCAUACAAUUGAAAUAAAAUGGAGUCGUCUGAAGAACAGCUCCUGUAAACAUCUGGGGAAAUUAAUGUCUCAUUGUAGACGAGAUCUGAGUCUGACGCUGACUCCUGAAGCCAUAACUUGGAGAGGACUGCAGCUGUUGUGCAAAUCAUGGCAGCAUCUUCAAACACUGAGAAUAAAUGAAGUCACAACUAAAUUUAUUUCAAAGUUAAUAAGGACAAAAAGAAAAGAAGAAUCUGUCACAGUAGAAGAGAUGGUCAUCCUCAGGAGUCGUCAGAGGUCCACAAUUCACAGACCACAUCUUAUUAGUUAUCUGUCCAUAAUCCUGAGGCACUGGACUGUCAACCAAUUGGACCUCAGUGACUGUGAGCUGGAUGGACACUUUGUGACAAACCUUCUGAGUCUCCAAGACCACAUGAGUCUCAGGUAAGUCACGCUAUGUCUGGGUGUCAUUUUUACAAGAA
Polypterus senegalus (gray bichir) is the source of this 979-nucleotide messenger RNA. RefSeq lists its product as uncharacterized. The record is from RefSeq and is a predicted model, not a curated record. The coding region runs from base 7 to 945 and encodes 312 amino acids. NCBI's taxonomy places the organism in Eukaryota, Metazoa, Chordata, Cladistia, Polypteriformes, Polypteridae. The transcript has 4 exons.